UGGCCCGUGCAAACGCUUCGAUCCGAUCCACGAUUAGUCCAGGGGGAUUGAGGGAACUGCCAAAUCAAAAUGAAACUGGAAAUGGAAAUGGAAACCGAAAUCCAAGCGUUUUACAGAAACAAAACCAUUUUCAUAACUGGAGGCACCGGAUUCUUGGGAAAAGUCAUCAUUGAGAAGCUUCUGCGUACCACGGAGGUGAAGCGCAUUUAUUCGCUGAUUAGGAAAAAGCGUGGACAGGACAUACAGGACCGUAUAGCCUUGUGGGAAAAAGAGCCGAUUUUCGAGUUGCUCUUACAGUCAAAGCCUGAGGCUCUGAGUCGCGUAGUGCCCAUCGCCGGAGAUUGCCUGGAACCCGAUUUGGGCAUAAGCGACACAGACCGAAAGCUACUCUCAGCCGAAGUGCAGAUUGUCAUUCAUGGAGCAGCCACAGUGCGGUUCAACGAGCCGCUGCACGUGGCACUGGCCAUCAACACUCGUGCCACGCGACUAAUGGUGCAGCUGGCCAAGCAAAUGCUGCAACUUGAGGCAUUUGUUCAUGUGUCUACAGCCUACGCCAACUGUGUGGUGGACCACAUCGAGGAGAAAUUUUACCCUGACCUUCUGACAAGCAGCUCCGAGAAGGUGCUGGAGAUGACUGACCAGCUGAGUGAUCAACUGAUCGACAACAUGACCUGCGAGCUGCUCGGAUCGUUUCCGAACACUUACACCUACACCAAGGCCCUGGGCGAGGAUGUGAUCCUGCGGGAGGCGGGCGAUCUGCCCAUGUGUGUCUUCCGACCAGCCAUAAUAAUUGCCACCUCCCGGGAGCCCGUGGCGGGUUGGAUUGACAAUCUUUACGGACCAAUCGCCUUGUUAUAUGGCGUCGCCUACGGGAUCCUGCGCAUUGCGCUGGUCGAUGUAAAGGCGCAGAACAGUGUGGUGCCAGUGGACUACUGUGCCAAUGUGGCCUUGGCGAGUGCCUGGAAGACGGCAGCUGUGAGAACCGUGAGCUCUGCGCCCCCUCCGAUCUAUAAUUUUGCGCCCAGUGAGGAGAACCUCUUGACUUAUGGCGAGUUCAGGGACAAGACGCAGUCAAUUGGCGAGAACUAUGCAGUGUCGAAGAUGAUCUGGUAUCCGUUCCUGCACUGCAUGACCACUGCCUGGCUGUAUCCCCUGGCUGCGUUCUUCUAUCACACUCUGCCCGGCUUUGUGGUGGAUCUGGCGCUACGUACUGUGGGCCGAAAGCCGCGCCUCUUGCAAAUAUACCAGAAAAUACACAUAAACAUGAAGCUGUUAAGGCCAUUUACAUGCCGCAGCUGGAAGUUUGAUGCGAUGAACAGAGAUCAUCUGUGGCAAUGUAUGACGCCACAGGAUCGGGAGCUGUACCACUUUGACAUGCUGGCUCUGGACUGGGAUGAUUAUUUUACGCGUGCCCUGCGCGGCAUGCGGGUCUACCUCUGCAAGGAGCCACCCACUCCCGCAUCCAUUGCCGAGGGUCAGCGGAUAUGGAGGAGAUUUCACCUGCUGCAUCGCACGUUGCAGCUGUUCCUUGUUGGCAGUGCUGCAGCUCUCAUUUGGUCACUUCUCAGUCUCGUUGCAUCCCUUUAAAACAAAUACUUGAAUCAAUUUGAAAAUAUUUAAGCAUUAAGCUAACUGGUACUCUA
Molecule: messenger RNA, 1643 nt
Organism: Drosophila guanche
Lineage: Eukaryota; Metazoa; Arthropoda; Insecta; Diptera; Drosophilidae
Product: fatty acyl-CoA reductase wat-like
Exons: 5
Coding region: 70-1587 (505 amino acids)
Biological process (GO): long-chain fatty-acyl-CoA metabolic process
Cellular component (GO): peroxisome
Molecular function (GO): alcohol-forming very long-chain fatty acyl-CoA reductase (NADP+) activity
Source: RefSeq, a predicted model, not a curated record